Molecule: messenger RNA, 2126 nt
Organism: Hylaeus anthracinus
Lineage: Eukaryota; Metazoa; Arthropoda; Insecta; Hymenoptera; Colletidae
Exons: 3
Coding region: 843-1802 (319 amino acids)
Source: RefSeq, a predicted model, not a curated record
AGAAACUUCUGGGACAACCUAAUACAAGAAGAAUUACGUAUGUGCCAUUUCAUCGCAUCAUCCUACAUUCUCAUAUGGACAUUCUCAUAUGGACUAAUUAUCGUUGUACAUAGUAUAACUUGUAACAGAGGUGCAAUAAAGCUAUGAGUUGUAUCGUUUGCUGGUCUGUCUGAACACCUCUAACGUAUAUUUUAAGGCUUGUGGUUUAAUGGUACUGGAGGCUUGUCGAACAGCAUUUAAGUAGAUAGCAUUGACUCCAUUUUUGGUUUCCCUUUCAGAGGUCUCGAAUCUGAAAAGAAACCAAUUAGAUGUGUUAGUAAAAAUGAGCCUAGAAAUGGUCAGUUCUCUACAGUUCAUUAUUCAUAUAAUAUAAAAAGGGACUAGAAAAUAAUAUCAAUAUUUGUAUAUCAUUUAUCAGCUCACUGUAUACCAAUUGAUUCUUACAAAUUUAUUUCUCUGAAUUUAAUGUAAAAGUAACGACAUUACUUUCUGGCCCCCUUAAUACUUAGUUUAAUUAAGAAGUUAAGAAAUGCCACUUUCCUCAUUUUUACAAAGAAUUCUCAGACCCCAUUGAAAAGCUUCCGCAUUUGGUCCUCCUCCUUAGAAGUGAAUCAUGAUCCAAGCGAAGGAACCUCGAAGGUCCCACGGAUUACGCUUCCUAGAUGUAAUCGAUCCCGAGAUCUCCGGCUUAGAGAGAUCCCCUAGCGUUGGACGUCCGAGGAAAGGAGUGAAAAUAUGUCAAACAAUUAUCUAACCGGUCGUUGACGGGUGGGCAAGCUCUCCCGAUCGUUCUAGCCGAUCGCCACUCGGGCGGGAAGCGUUUAUUACCCUCUCCAACGGUGAUGUUCCCUGGAUCUAUAUACGAGCUGCCAAGGAAGCGAACCGAUCUCCCACAGUCGAGGAUCAGACUUCGUGCAGCUCGGUGCAGCUCAGGAAGCAUUGGCAAGAUGGUACCUCACGCGUCUCUUCUUCUGCUGUCAGGCAUGCUACUUGGAUCGUUCAUUCCGUGGGCAGAGGCCGCGCCGGCCAGGUACGAUCAACAGCAGACUGCCAAACGCGACAAUUGGCAAGCAACGCUCGAGAACUUCAUCUUCCUCGUCAUCGACGGAGGUGGUUCCGGGAAGUUCACGCAUACUAUGAAGGAGGCGGUGAGUAACAUCGCUAUGAGCGCUUUGAAACCCACCAGGGAAGAUGCCGAAGAGCCAGAGGACUCCGAGGAAUCAUCAGGGUCCAUGGUGUACGAGACGGAAGAGAAAUACGAGGGUAAAGAGCCUUACCACGUCGAGAUAGUUCACCUAGAGAAAGGAGAGAAGACGAGAAGUAAACGUCCUGAAAAAUUAGGGAGUUCUGAGGUCAACAGCGAGGGAAGGGUCAAGAUAGAAACGCCUCUGAAUAGUUUGGAGGGGGAGCCAAACCCGGAAGUGUCCAUCGACGUGAGGAAUUCGGAGAAGAAGACGAGGAGCCUUGGGGGGAGCGAGGAAAGCCGUGGACUGGUCAAUGGUCCAAGAGAGGAUCACGGUAACCCUACGCACAUCAAGUACUCCACGGUGGACAAUCUCGCCCAAUCGGACGAUCUGACGGUCAGGGAGGAGGUUGCCAAAGCCACCAGACCGGGAAUGUCGCUGAAGAAGCAGCUGUCCGAAAAGGAAGAGAAGGACGCGUCCUUGAAGUCGAACGAGGGAAACGAACUGGUCAACAAGUCCCAAGAACUGGUAUUGCUGGGUGGAGGAAUCGAGAACUGUGGUCCGGGGAGGUUCAGGGACAAGUCGGGCAUCUGCCAGAACGAUGCGAAUUUUUACUGAAAUCCCUUGGGUCUAACGUACUCUGCUACUCCAUUUAUUCAUGGUGAUUACAGCCACAACGAUUGUGAUAUGUACGCAGCGUAGUCGCAAGACGAUGGUGCUCUAUAUAACUCCAUGUAACGGAUUCGAUAGGAAUAAUUAGGAAUGAUACGUAUUUUAAUACUUCGACUCGACUCGUGUGUACUCGAACACCCGUUCCAUUCUUUUACACGUGCAUUAUUUAUAUCAUGCUCUAUUCGCACAUCUGUAUUAUAUAUAUAAGAGGAGAAAGAAAUAAAUCGCAAGUAUGAACAAGCAAGCUUUUCGAAUUUAUCUCCAUUUCCC